Molecule: messenger RNA, 1050 nt
Organism: Copidosoma floridanum
Lineage: Eukaryota; Metazoa; Arthropoda; Insecta; Hymenoptera; Encyrtidae
Gene: Rsf1
Product: Repressor splicing factor 1
Molecular function (GO): RNA binding
Source: RefSeq, a predicted model, not a curated record
UUCUCAAUAAUAACAUACGCUGAAGACUUUGAUAUUUGUUAGGCAUUCCAUUGCCUAUACCCAUCAGCAAAAAAUAUCUACACUUAUAUUUAUAUACGUAUAAGUACUCGCGUCGGUAACACUCGGUACCAGUUUUGGAGUCUGCAGUUGGGUAUCUCAGAUUUAAAAUUUAGGUAUACUUAGCUUGUGACGCCACCGCUUGUAUACUUACUUACUUCCCAGCAGCAGCCAAGUUUUUCUUGAGUAUAUAUUCGGUGGAGCAGCGUUUCUCUCUUAUUCUCGUUAGAUCACGAUUCUUCGUUUCUUAUAAAUAAUUAUGACUCCAGAUGGAUAUGCAAGGGUAUAUGUAGGUGGACUGACUGAAAGUAUCAAAAAAGAAGAUCUGCAAUUGCAAUUUGAAAAGUUUGGUAAGCUAAAUAAAGUAUGGGUUGCAUUCAAUCCACCUGGCUUUGCCUUCAUAGAAUACUUCAAUAUGGAUGAGGCAGAAUCGGCAUGCAGCAAUAUGAAUGGUACAGAGAUCAUGGGAACAAAGCUCAGAGUUGAAAUCUCUCGAGGAAGAGGUCGUGGAGGAAGAGGUGGAUUUAAGACUAGAGGACCUGGUAGAGGAGGAUUUGGCUUUCGUGGUGGUUACAGAGCAAAUAACGCUGCUGGUGGAUAUGAACAAGAUAGUUAUUAUUCAGGUAGAACUAACAGUAGCAGUGGAUACUAUAAUCAACAUCACAGUGCUCCAAGCUUUGGUUAUGGUGCACCAAAUUCAUAUAAUCAAGAUGGUUACAAUGGAAAUGAUGGCUCCAGUUAUUACAGUGGCAGAAAUACACGAGAUACAAGAUACCGAAGUCGUUCCCCUGCUGGACGUGUGAGUCAACGUCAUCUUCGUGAAUGUACAUAAACGAACUGCGCAACCUUUUCAUGUCAAUCUGCAAGCUAACAAUAAAUCAACACCAACAACAACAUCAUUUAAGUUAAUUUGCGCAGCAAUGUGUAUAUAUAAAAAUUAAUUAUUUAUGAUUGUGCUUUGAUAUAAUUUUUUGUAUUUUUAAAGUCUUAUUC